AUGCAGAAGAUACAAAGACUGACUGAUCAUGCGAGUAAGAGGAUCAAGGCACAGCAGUAUGUGCCAGAUCACUAUGUGGUUGCAAAAGAGUUAAUAGAAAACUCGAUAGAUUCAGGUGCAACACACAUCAAAGUAACAUUUGAAGAUUUCAUAACUGUCGAAGACAAUGGAUGUGGCAUUGAUGAUCUCGAUGCGGUUGCUAUCGAAGGAUCUACAUCCAAGGAGUUGAUGUCUUACUAUGUGCUUGGAUGUGUGCAAACAACAGAAAGAUUCUUCUAUGGAUUCAGAGGCCAGGCACUAUGGUCAAUAGCAAGCAUGAGUGACCUAGAAAUUACAUCGAGAUCAACAAAACCAUUUGCUAUUCAUAAAUGUUUUAAUACGAACACAACAUCUAAAUGUGCAAGGGAAAGAGGAACAACGGUGGAGGUGAAGAACCUAUUCAAGAACAAUCCUGUGAGAAGAGUGGCGAGCAGAAACAGCAUUCGAGCAUGCCUUAGUAGAAUAUGCAGUCUUAUGGAGAACUACAGCUGUGUAAAUAACGUGGAGUUUACUCUGUUCCAUAACAGAAAGGUACUGAUGAGCCUGAAGGGAUGUGGUGCACCUCGUAAGUACUUUGAAUCACAAUAUAUGCAGUAUGCAGGCCGAUAUAUGGAGAUAUGUACGAAUACAUUUGAUAUGAUUAUGCUUCCUGUUGCAGUCAAGAAUCUAAAGCAGAUGAUAUUUUUGGGAAAGAGGCCGGUUGAGAACAAGAGGAUUUUGAAUGCAAUAAAGAAGGAGUUUGGAUUGUACUUUGAUGGUAAUCCAGCGUUUGUACUGGUGAUUAAAUGCUCUGGAGAUGUGAAUGUAGCUGUUGACAAGAGUGAAGUGAUUCUUGAGGAUGAGGUAGGGAUUAUAAGUCUGUUAAGAUCGGAGAUCAGCAGGUUUUUUUCAACAUCGAUUGUUGUAGUGUCAGCAAAAGGUGUUGCAAGCAGCAUGGAUCGAAGCAUGGCAGAUAAGAGCGUUAUAAAGAAUUUAGAGCAAGUAAUCUGGAAAGCUAGAUCGAUAAGUGAUGUUUAUAGUGAUUAUGAAGUAUCAGGUAAAAAAGAUACGUGUUCAGUGAUAAGUGAGCCUAGUACAGCAAAGAAUACUUGUAACACAUCAGAAGUAGAUGGAAUAAACAAUAUAAGCAAUAAAAAAGCCGGAAAAGAUGAUUUAGAGUUUAUGAAUUUGCCUGAAACAGCCAUAUAUUCAUAUCAAGAUGAUAAAGAUACAAGUGAAACACAUAAAGUGAGUAUUCCUGACAAAUGCAUAAAUGUGAAUAAAUCAGAAAGAUACGACAAUCAGUAUUACCCAGAGUAUACCUCAGUUAAUCAAAGUAGUUUUAGUAGUGACCUGAGUAUCAAUACAUAUGAAAGCGAAAGGCUUUCAACAAAAGCAUACAUGCUUUUUAAACAUGAUGAGGUAAUGCAGCCAAAACUGUGCUUUUUAAAAGAGGACUUUAACAAGCUAGAAGUGAUAGGACAAUUCAAUAAUGGAUUUAUUAUUGCAAAGCUAAAUAAAGAUGAAAGAACAUAUCUUGUUGCAGUGGAUCAGCACGCAGCAGAUGAAAUCAGUAACUACGAAAGAAUAAAGGCAUCGUUUACUCUAAAGACACAGAAGCUACUUGUUCCUAUUGAUCUACAUCUCAAUGCGUUGGAUAACAUGGUUGUGAAUGAAAACCUGGAUAUUCUUGCAAAGAAUGGAUUUAUUAUAAGUGACGGUGUAUUACAAGCUGCGCCAGCAUACAAGAACGAAGUGUUUGGUGUUGAUGAGCUAUCUAGAUUUGUUGAGGACAUAAAAUGUGGAGAGUAUGAAUUCUGGAAAGUUCGGGAGAUUGUUGCAUCGAAGGCAUGCCGAACAAGUGUAAUGAUAGGCAGAACACUCUCAGCAAGUGAUAUGAAGAGGGUUGUGAGCAAUCUUGCAUGCUUGGAAAGACCAUGGAAAUGCCCACAUGGAAGACCAACAUUUAUGAUCCUCAAUGAGUGUUUGGACAUAUAA
Molecule: messenger RNA, 2016 nt
Organism: Ordospora colligata OC4
Lineage: Eukaryota; Fungi; Microsporidia; Ordosporidae
Product: putative DNA mismatch repair enzyme
Exons: 1
Coding region: 1-2016 (671 amino acids)
Biological process (GO): mismatch repair
Cellular component (GO): MutLalpha complex
Molecular function (GO): ATP-dependent DNA damage sensor activity; ATP binding; ATP hydrolysis activity
Source: RefSeq, a predicted model, not a curated record